Messenger RNA from Penicillium brevicompactum, 1371 nucleotides. RefSeq lists its product as uncharacterized. The coding region runs from base 1 to 1371 and encodes 456 amino acids. The transcript is spliced from 10 exons. Gene Ontology annotation, molecular function: amino acid transmembrane transporter activity. Lineage: Eukaryota; Fungi; Ascomycota; Eurotiomycetes; Eurotiales; Aspergillaceae. Gene Ontology annotation, biological process: amino acid transmembrane transport. Gene Ontology annotation, cellular component: vacuolar membrane. The record is from RefSeq and is a predicted model, not a curated record.
AUGGGAAAAGAUGAAACUCCCGAAUGGGAGUCGGUAGAUGCCGAGGCCACUGCUAGUGACACGAACCUCCAUGACCAGUCGAAAGACGAUCCUCAUCGGGAUUUGGACAAUGAUCCAUUCGGAAAUGAAGAGAAUAAAGACGUCAAGUAUCGAACGAUGAAAUGGUGGCACUGUGGAAUGCUGAUGAUUGCCGUUAACAUCUCGCUGGGGAUCCUUUCCCUUCCAUCGGCAGUCGCAACUCUGGGCAUAGCACCCACCGCAAUUCUCAUUGUGUUCCUUUCUGGUAUUUCCUGGUACACUGGAUUUGUGAUAGGGCAGUUCAAGCUGCGUCAUCCACAUGUUCAUAGUAUGGGAGACGCCGGUGAGAUUUUGAUGGGCCGCGUUGGCCGUGAAAUCUUAGGAACAGGCCAGCUACUACUACUAAUUUUUUUGAUGUCAAGUCACCUGCUCACCUUCACUAUUUUGAUGAACACUCUGACUAUGCAUGGUACAUGCACUACAGUCUUUGGUGUUGUUGGACUCGUUGUCUGCUUCCUGGGUGCUCUUCCACGGACUAUGGGAAAAGUGUACUGGAUGUCUGUCGCAUCCUUUGCGAGUAUAUUCAUAGCGACUGUAGUCACUAUGGUUUCUAUCGGGGUUGAAGCUGAUGGAACUGCCCACAAUGACGUCGUGAGAGAGACCAGCUUUUACAAGGGCUUCUUAGCCGUGACAAACAUUAUAUUUGCAUACAUUGCGCACGCUACAUUUUUCGGAUUUGUCUCGGAGACGGAGGAUCCACGAACUUUCCCCAAAUCUCUGGCAAUGCUCCAAAUAGUAGACACCGUGAUGUAUCUCGUCACUGCAAUGGUGAUCUAUCACUAUGCAGGCCCGGACGUCAAAUCGCCAGCUCUGUCAUCUGCGGGUCCACUCAUGAAGAAGAUUUGCUAUGGUCUAGCCAUCCCAACGGUCAUUGUUUCAGGUGUUGUUGAGGGCCAUGUUGCUUGCAAGUACAUUUACGUCCGUGUCUUCCGAGGCUCCGAUCAUAUGCAUCAACGCAGCUUUUUGGCAAUUGGAUCUUGGGUAGGAAUUGGUCUUGCAGUCUGGACCGUUGCAUGGAUUAUUGCUGAGUCUAUUCCGGUCUUCAAUGAUCUUUUGAGUCUUAUCAGUUCUUUAUUUGGAAGCAUGCUCUGCUAUGCUUUCCCUGCCCUUUUCUGGCUUCAUAUGAAUCGGGGACAGUAUUUUUCAACUCUAUCGAAAGGUUUCCUGACGUUCUGCAAUCUAAGCAUUUUAGCAAUUGCUUUUGGCAUAUGCGGUAUGGGAUUGUACGUCUCCGGGAGGGCCAUCAAUGAGAGCUCGGAAGGCGGCAGUUGGUCGUGUGCCGACAACAGUUGA